Molecule: messenger RNA, 1358 nt
Organism: Vicia villosa (hairy vetch)
Lineage: Eukaryota; Viridiplantae; Streptophyta; Magnoliopsida; Fabales; Fabaceae
Product: NAC domain-containing protein 92-like
Exons: 3
Coding region: 248-1171 (307 amino acids)
Biological process (GO): regulation of DNA-templated transcription
Molecular function (GO): DNA binding
Source: RefSeq, a predicted model, not a curated record
CAUUUGGUGGAAUCUUCAAAAACACACUGCCUCACGUUUUUUCUUCUUUCCCUUAAUACUUAAAUUCCUCACUUAACUUCUUAUGUAAUGCUGAUUAGUAUCUAAAAACCUCUCUAACUUCAUUCAUACACACACUCUAUUUUGCAGUAUCCCUCAAGUUACUUUGAAUCAUACAUAACUAUACUAUACUCAAUAUACAUCCAAACCUAAACUAGCAAUAAUUUGUAUCUCUCAAUCCACUCAAGUAAUGGAAGAAAGUAGUGUAAAGGAGAAAACCCUACCACCCGGAUUUCGAUUUCAUCCUACCGACGAAGAACUCAUCACUUGCUAUCUCAUAAACAAGAUAUCAGAUUCUAGUUUUACAGGAAGAGCAAUUACUGAUAUAGACCUCAACAAAUUCGAACCAUGGGACCUUCCAGCGAAAGCAAAGAUGGGAGAAAAAGAAUGGUACUUUUUCAGUAUGAGAGAUCGUAAAUAUCCAACAGGCGUAAGAACCAACCGAGCAACCAACACUGGAUACUGGAAAACCACAGGGAAAGAUAGAGAGAUUUUCAACAGUGUUACCUCAGAAUUGGUUGGUAUGAAGAAGACUUUGGUUUUCUACAAAGGUAGAGCUCCUAGAGGAGAGAAAACUAGUUGGGUCAUCCAUGAAUAUCGUGUUCACUCUCAAUCCACCUUCACAACAAACAAGCAGGAAGGAUGGGUGGUUUGUAGGGUAUUCAAGAAGAGUGGAAGUGGAAAAAAGUAUCCUAGUAAUAAUUCAAACCCUACAAAAGCAGGAGUGAAUCCUUAUAGCAUGCAAGAACUAGGUCAUAAUCAUAUGAUGCUGAGAGAUUCUUAUUCUUCAGCUCCUCAUUAUAAUUUCCUAUACGGAUGGAAUCAUAACUAUUGUGCUAGUUCUGCUGCACCAACAGUGCAAUACUCUUCUCAGUUGAACUAUCCUACAAAUAUAUUGCCAGCAACAACAGGAGGAGAUGGAGGAUUCAGCAUUUCAGGGCUUAAUUUGAAUCUUGGAAAUGGAGUAACUAUGGCUGAUCAUGUGAAUUCAAUAAACAUGAAUAUGAUGAACUGUGUUGGUGCAGAUCAGAAUAUUAAUAAUGUUGCAGUAGGUUAUGGUAAUGGUAUGGAACAUUGCACUGAUCUUGACACUUACUGGCCUUGUUCCUACUGAAUUUAUUUUCAGGAGGAACCAUCGUUUUUGUAAUUUAUAGACCUAAAUAAAUAUGUAGAUUUCUAUAGUUAUCAUAAAAAUUAUAGCUAGCGGAUCCAAAACUCAGGUUAGUUGCAGACAUUGUUACUUCAUUAAUUAUUAAGUUUAAUUGUGGUUUUGCUCCCUCAACUUUUUCUCAUUUACUCAA